This is a messenger RNA of Perca fluviatilis (European perch), 4768 nucleotides long. RefSeq names its product inhibitor of nuclear factor kappa-B kinase subunit alpha-like. Gene Ontology annotation, biological process: tumor necrosis factor-mediated signaling pathway; peptidyl-serine phosphorylation; positive regulation of transcription by RNA polymerase II. The record is from RefSeq and is a predicted model, not a curated record. The transcript has 22 exons. The coding region runs from base 160 to 2448 and encodes 762 amino acids. Gene Ontology annotation, cellular component: cytoplasm; IkappaB kinase complex. Lineage: Eukaryota; Metazoa; Chordata; Actinopteri; Perciformes; Percidae. Gene Ontology annotation, molecular function: IkappaB kinase activity; ATP binding.
GUUACAUUUUCAAGAAACACAGCCGGGUGACGUCACGUCGGAAAGUACUGAUUAUCACGGUGCUGCUGCAUUGACUCGAAAACAACCGACAUCACGAAGUUAUACCGGAAUACGGCUCAUGACACUUUCAUAGAAACGCAAACUUGAGAGGCAACAACAAUGGAGAAACCUCCCUUCAGGCAGAACCAGAACUGUGGAGACUGGGAGCUGAAAGAGAGACUGGGAAUGGGCGGGUUUGCCCAUGUUUACCUCUACCAACAUCACGAAACAAAUGAAAAACUAGCUGUGAAAAUGUGCCGUCUGGAGCUCACACCAAGGAAUAAGGACAGAUGGAGCAGAGAAAUCCAGAUCAUGAAAAAGUUGAAUCACAUCAAUGUCGUGACAGCCCGAGAAGUCCCGGAGGAAAUGAGGCACAUAGCCUUAAAUGAUCUUCCACUGUUGGCCAUGGAGUACUGCUCCAGGGGAGACCUGAGGAAGAUGCUGAGCAAACCUGAAAACUGCUGCGGUUUGAAAGAAAGUGAAGUGCUUUCGUUACUCAAUGAUGUUGGAUCUGGUAUCCAGUAUCUGCACGAAAACAAGAUCAUACACAGAGACCUUAAACCUGAAAACAUAGUGCUGCAAGAUAUUAACGGAAAGCUGGUUCACAAAAUCAUUGACCUGGGCUAUGCUAAAGACCUGGACCAGGGCAGUCUGUGUACCUCCUUCGUUGGCACGCUUCAGUACCUGGCACCUGAACUGUUUGAGAAUAAGGCAUACACUGUUACUGUGGACUACUGGAGCUUUGGCACAAUGGUAUUUGAAUGCAGUUGUGGUUUCCGUCCCUUCCUGCACAACCUGCAACCUGUGCAGUGGGCCAGCAAAGUGAGGAAUAAAGGUCCAAAAGACAUCAUGGCUGUAGAGGAGCAGAACGGAGAAGUCAGGUUCUCCACACACCUCCCCUACCCCAACAAUCUCAGCAGGACGCUGUUGGAGCCAAUGGAAGCUCUGCUGCAGCUGAUGUUAAAGUGGGACCCUGUCCAGAGAGGAGGCAAAGUCAACUCCGACACCAAGAAGCCCAUGUGCUUUGAAAAGCUGGAGCAGAUACUGAGUAUGAAGGUCGUCCACAUCCUGAACAUGACCACAGCUCAGGUCCACUCUUUCCAGCUGACUCCGGAGGAAAGUCUCCACAGUCUGCAGAAGCGCAUCGAGGCCGAGACGAAUAUCGAAGUGAUGAACCAGGAGCUGCUGCAGGAGACGGGAGUGUCACUGGAUCCCAGGAAGCACGCUGCGCAGUGUGUCCUAGAUGGUGUGAGAGGGUGGGAUAGCUACAUCGUCUAUCUGUUUGACAAGAGCAUCACCAAGUACUCCGGUCCCCUCAGUGCCAGACAGCUGCCCGAUAAAGUCAACACUAUAGUUCAAGAGGCCAAGACACAGCUGCCCCUGGUGGUGUUGAAGAAGGUUUGGGGUGAAGCAGUGAGCUACAUCUGUGGGCUGAAGGAUGACUACAGCCGGCUAUUCCAAGGACAGAGGGCUGCUAUGUUGAGUCUCCUGCGCUACAACACCAACCUGACCAGGUGUAAGAACAGCAUGUUUGGCUUCUCUCAGCAGCUGAAGGCCAAGCUGGACUUCUUCAAGAGCAGCAUCCAGUACGACCUGGAAAAAUACAGCGAUCAGAUGCACUAUGGCAUAUCUUCUGAAAAGAUGCUGAAAGCCUGGCAAGAGAACGAGGAACGAGCUGCUGCUUUUGCACAGGUGGCAGAGGUGAGCCAUCUGGAUGAUGAGAUCAUGGCUCUGCACUCAGAGAUAGUGGAACUUCAGAGGAGCCCGUAUGCUCGACGCCAAGGAGACAAGAUGGAGCAGCUAGAAGAAAAAGCGAUUGAGCUCUACAAGCAACUGAAGAUGAAAUGCAAAACACCUGAGCCAGAUGUGAGCAGUGACAGCUCUGAGAUGGUGAAGGCCAUUAUUCAGACUGUCCAGAACCAAGACAAGGUCCUGAAAGACCUGUACACCCACCUCAGCAAGAUCCUGAUCAGCAAACAAAAGAUCAUUGACUUGUUUCCACGAAUUGAGAAAACCUUGGAGAACAUCAAGGAUGCUGACAACACAGUGAUGCAGAUGCAGAUCAAGAGACAAAGAGAGUUCUGGCAUUUACUGAAGAUCGCCUGUGCUCAAAACUCAACACGAAACUCAAUAGCAGCCAGUCCCGAGUCGUCCAACCUGCUGCAGGUUUCUCCGUGGUCACAGUCGGCACAACCCGUCAGCUCCCCACAUCCCCUAACCUCCCUGCCUGGGCCUAAUGACAGUGACGCCGCUCCGCGUCUGCUGCAGGAGAACCAGAAGUACCUCAGUCAGCUGACGAGCCUGAUGCAGGAAGCUGCUGAUGAACAGGCCAAAAGCAUAGUGGACCAAGACUGGAGCUGGACGAAAUACGAAACCCUAACCACCAAAUUAAAAAAGAGAAAUGCGUGAGCGUUUUGUUGCGUCCUUCCAUCCCUGCCUGUGCUCCGAGUAACACUAAAGACUGUAAGCGGCUAACACAAGCAGAGUGGCGUCAAACGUUGUACAGUUGUACAAGGACUCGGGAUAUUCUCUUUAAAAAUGGCUCUCACGGCAGAGUUCAACACACGCCCAGUGGUGUCUGCCCGCUCCAGUCUGAUGAACAAUGAAGCUGUGUCACUCUACUUUUUUGUCCUUUUGCUGCACAAUAUACAUCAUGAUUCAUAAAAACUGAUGAUAUAAAUUGUCACUGUUAUUGCAAAAUUGAGCAAACUGUAGCACCAGAUUUGAGGGUGUGGAAGGUGGAUUUAUCGCACGAGAGUGUUGGACAGAAAUAUGGGAACGAGUUCAACCGCGAGACAUACAAGGAAAACACAGGAAGUGGUAGGGGGGUGUGGGUGGGGGGGGGGGUCGAGGAGGAAAUUACAAUCAAGCAAACAGCACUUUGAUACUCCCAUGUAUCCUCUCUGUAACGAGAUGAGACGAUCCAGGCUGCCAAAAACUGUCGCACGCAGAACUCACAGAUUUACAAACUGUUAUUCAACUCCUAUUGUCAUAUUCUCAUAAUCAAUUUGAUAUAUUUUGCUAUACAUAGUCUGGGAGGGGUUAGAUUCUAUGUAAAUGUUUUGAUUUUUGAUUUUUGAAGUUUUCCCGUUUAUUAAAGUGUUAUGUAUCAUAGGCAGAAGUCUUUUGACAUGAUAUCUGUGACAGACGUGGCUGGCCCUCAUGUUUAUACAAUGUCUAUACUGUCUUUUAAAUUGUCUGCCAGAUACAAAGAGUUUUGUUGUCUCGUUAUGUGCACAUUUAAUUUCACUGGACGGUUCAUGCUGCUUUCACGUCAUAUAGAGUUGAAACGAUUAGUCGAGAGUAAAGUUUCCAUCCAAAAUUAGGGCAGAUUUUUAACAACUUUCCAGAAAAAUCAUCAAAAGAAAAUGCAAGUAAAUGCAUGUUUCCAAUCCAGUACUGUUGAAUAUUAUGAGUUGGUUCAUGGAGAUAAACGCAUGCCAUGAAACCAUUGCAAAAGAAGAGGACAUACUUAACAGAGCUCCAGUCAAACGAGAGAGAACCAUGUUGAAAACCAUGUAAAUAUAACAUUCCUGUCUCCUUAUCGCUGCACUCAGAUCUGAUGUUUUCAGCUCUUCAGUGAACGUUUAACUUAGUCGGACAAAACAAGCAGUUACUAGACAUCACAUCAGAGAGGAAAUUAUUAUUAUAUUAGCAUAUUUCACUAUUUUAUGUCAUCUGACAAAAAGAAAUGUUAAUCAAGAAAGUAACCAGCAGAUUAAUCAAUAAUAGUAGUUCAACUGUCUUGAGUGAUCUGAUGCUUGUAAGUAGUCAAUGGGACUGAAGUCUGGCUUGCCGGAUGUACAGUGUGGGUAAAAUGCUUGACGUGCUAUCUCCGCUCUAUCUAUUUAGCAAGGGCACCAUCGCUGCACCCCGGGGCUUAGCGCCGCUAAGAUAAGAUAAGCCAAGAUAAUUGUGAUUGGUUUAAAGAAAUACAAACAAGUCAGAACGUUUAUUUCCCUCUGUAAGAACGAUAACUCAUGCAGUCAGACAAUACUCCGGUGGUGUCGCAGUGCCGUGGAGAUCUGGCAAAGCAAGACUAAUGAGACUGCAAUUCAUCAAAUUAAUUUUGUUUUUUUACUCAAUUUUCUGUAUAAAAUGUCAGAAAAUAGUGAAAAAUGCCUGUUAACAUUUUACUAUGUCACUUCAUACUUCAACAGUCUGAAACCUAAAGAUAUACAACGUACGGUUAUAAAAACAGAGAAAAGCAGUAAAUCAUCCCAUUUGAGAAGCUGUAACCAGAGAAUAUUUGGCAUUUUUUUGCUUGAAAAAUCACUGAGACAAUGAAUCCGUUAACAAAACUGUAGCUGAAUAAUCAACUUAUCGAUUAACAAUGGAUUCUUUCAGCUCUAGUCGUGAACAUGGGACUCUUUUCCUUCAUCGUCUAACCAUUUAUGACAUGAACGUUGCAUUGAAGCACAGUCGGCGUUUUGGGUUGUUGAGGGUGAAAUCAAUGUGAAUGAUUGGAAACCAGGAUAGGAAAUGGUUGAAUGCACUGCAGUUACACAGUUAGGGAGAGGUUAACCCUUUGAGUUGUAUUAAUGAAGUUACAGUGCAAUGGAAAAAUAUUUUUUCUGUAUUUAAGUAACUGGAUCUGUCAUGUUUUUUCCAUUUAAGUAUUUGUUUCCAUCUGAUGGUUUAAAAUUGUCUGAAUGUUUAAUUUUUAGAAAUGUUAUUGUAAAAAGAUCAAAUGUUUGCCUGGUAAUAAAAUAAAAUGACUUUGGCAUGA